ACUGGCCAUCCCGAGAGGUUUGAACACACAGGUAGGGCUCCUUUGUCUUAGGAGUGUGAGGCUGGCAUGGGUCUGCUUCAGUGCAUCGGUGUGGACGAGGCGGCUGGGCUGAGGCAAGGACACGCUACAGCCUGCUGGGGCCUUGGGGCGGGAGGAUGGGCUCGGAGACGUGCGGUUCCCUUUGGGUCCGCUUACCCUGCAGUUGGGUUGGCUUGUGCCCGGGAGGGGAGGUUGCCCUUGGCCUUGAAGGUUUCCCAACUGCGCUGACGUAUGCUCUUUCUCUGUGGCAGCCCUUGGCUUUAAGGUGAAUUUGGCCGCCCGCAUGAUGGUGGCCUACCCGGGGGUGGUGUCCUGUGAUGCAGAGACCUGCGCGGCCUCUCGCCUGCCCAGCUACUGCUUCAGAGCGUUACCAAAGAGAAACUUGAAAGGCGUUAUCAGUCCCACCACUGUCUAUCAAUACGUGGGGACCACCGAGAAGCAACAACGUGACGUGGGCGUUGCCGAGGAGAGGUCACCCUAUGGUCCCUUGCUGGGUCGGGAGGCAGAGAUUGACCGCUUUGAAUUCUGCUUGGAGGCCUAUAAGCAUUUGGAAGAACCACAUGUCCUGGCAUUUGUGGGCAUUCCAGGCUCUGGAAAGAGCCACUUACUUGCCGAGCUGGCCAUUUUAGGCCGGGCUGCUGGGCACAGGGUCAACGCUGUGGAACUGGCAGAGGAGAACUUGAAGCAGCCCUUCUCUGCCAUCCGUCUGCUGGUGGCCAGGGCACUGGGUCUCCAGGCCGGUGAGACUUGCAGUGACAGGCAGCGCGCCCUGCAGACCGUGCUCCAAGGCACAAUAGAAGAGAGCAGCUAUUGCUUGCUCAACGAUGUUUUCUUAGUGGAGUUUCCCAUCACAGACGAGGUGUGCAGGAUGCGUCACACUGAAUGGAACAGUGCGUUCCACCUGACUUGUACGCAAGUGCUACAGAAGGUGCUUGGAGGGGAAUUUGGCAUAUUUUUCGUCGACAAUGCCCACUUUGUGGACUCUGAGUCCUGGUCUAUCGUGUGGCCCCUGCUCCAAAGCAUCACGGUCCUUAUGGUCAUGAGCUUAGCUCCGGGCCAUGCCAGAGCAGAGGACAUUUUCAAAGCUGCCACAGACAGCACAACAUCGGAGAGAAUCACCUGUCUUCGUCUGGAAGGGCUGAAAGCUUCCGACGUGGUGCGGAAAGCCUGCCAGGAGCUUGGAGUGCGCAGCAUCCCCAGGGAGCUGGCAAGGUAA
This is a messenger RNA of Gallus gallus (chicken), 1255 nucleotides long. RefSeq names its product adenylate cyclase type 10-like. The record is from RefSeq and is a predicted model, not a curated record. The coding region runs from base 323 to 1255 and encodes 310 amino acids. NCBI's taxonomy places the organism in Eukaryota, Metazoa, Chordata, Aves, Galliformes, Phasianidae. The transcript has 6 exons. Gene Ontology annotation, cellular component: cytoplasm. Gene Ontology annotation, molecular function: adenylate cyclase activity.